This is a messenger RNA of Xyrauchen texanus (razorback sucker), 3507 nucleotides long. It is a transcript of the gene rgs3a, whose product is annotated as regulator of G protein signaling 3a. Bases 207 to 1691 code for a protein of 494 amino acids. The transcript is spliced from 7 exons. NCBI's taxonomy places the organism in Eukaryota, Metazoa, Chordata, Actinopteri, Cypriniformes, Catostomidae. The record is from RefSeq and is a predicted model, not a curated record. Gene Ontology annotation, biological process: signal transduction. Gene Ontology annotation, cellular component: nucleus; plasma membrane.
UCAGAAUAAACUGCGGAGAGACAGAGAGUAAAGUAGACUAAGACACAGCCGAGACACAACUGAGAGUCUUAAUUGAGACAGAACGAGACAGACGAAAAAAGAGGAACCUACAUUUCUAAAAGACAGAGCAAGGGGCGGGGGUGGGGGGGCGAGACGUUUAUUGGGCGCAAUUCAUCACCGGAAAGAGACAAACUUACAGCGGCCAGAUGCCUGUUUUCAAGAUGUUCGAACCAAAGCAGGAUGAACCGUGUGACAUCGGAGGCCAGAAAAUUGCCUCUGAAGAUGACCGUUCCCUGGGCAGCCCAUCAGAUGCCCCAGCCACCUCUGCAAACAGUCCUCAAUCCAGUGACUUCACCCCGCUGGAGGAGGGCUGCCACUUGGUGCCACCAACACCUCCACCCUCCAUUGAUGGAGAAGAUGGGAAAAGCUUGGAGGGCAGCAUUAACAAGACAUGGAGGGAGGAUCGAGGAGAAGAGGAUGAGGAGGAGGAGGGAAGAGAAUCCACUGAACUAACCAAUGAGGGUAAAGAACAGGAGUUCUUACACUCACAUUCAGAAGACCAUGAAGAUGAAAAACAAUCACUUGUUGAUGAGGAUAAUACCUCGGUGGUGCCAGACACAAACGCUCCACCUUCCUCGUCUUCUUCAUCCUUCGUUAUCCCUGAGCUGCGAUUGGAUCGGUCCUUCAGCGCAGAUGCUCUCUCCACCCCCGGCACUGAUGAAGAGUAUGAUGAUGAUGAUGAUGAUGAUGAAGAUGAUGAAGAGGAAGAAGACAGUGACGAAAACUACCUUGAGCGCAGUGACAGCAAACGAAGAAGCAUGGUGGAGGCAACUUCCUAUGAGAAGCACGGAGGGGCAGGUGGACUCAGUGUGCAGAAUUCACUGCGCAGACGCACGCACAGUGAGGGAAGCCUGCUGCAGAACCCCAGCACAUCCUGCUUCACAUCUGACAAUGCCAUCAACUGCCUGGAGGUGGCAGGAUCGCACAAGGGGGGCUGGAUGCUUCCGUCACCCAAAACCUUGAAGAAAGAGCUGACAAAGAAUGGAGGGUCCAUGCACCAGCUGUGUAUGCUGUUCUCUGGGAGAAAACUGAGCGCCGGAUCUGAGUGCAGCUGCGACGAGGGUACUCACGGAACCAAGAAGAAGAAAACCAAAAACCUGGCCAAAGACAUGAAGAACCGGCUCGCUUUCCUGAGGAGGAGGAAUGAGUCUCCAGGAAGCACCCCAUGCGGCAAACUUGACAAAUCCAUGAGGUCGAUCAAGCCCACGCCAGAAGAAGCCAUGAAGUGGGCUGAAUCUUUAGAUAAGCUGCUCAGCCACAAAUAUGGACUGGCGGCGUUCAGAGCUUUCUUACGCACAGAGUUCAGUGAAGAGAAUCUGGAAUUCUGGUUGGCCUGUGAGGAUUACAAGAAGAUUAAAUCACAGUCCAAGAUGGUAUCGAAAGCUAAGAAAAUAUUUUCGGAAUACAUCGCCAUACAGUCCUGUAAGGAGGUGAACUUGGAUUCCUACACCAGGGAACACACUAAAGAGAACUUGCAGAAUAUCAGUCGCUCUUCUUUUGACCUGGCCCAGAGGAGGAUAUAUGGUCUGAUGGAGAAGGACUCAUACCCUCGAUUCCUGCGCUCAGAACUAUACAUGGAAAUAGUGAACCAAAAGAAGCCCAGCACCACAUCGACAUCUUCCUCCUCAUAAGAUGACACAGAAACAGACAGUUACAAAUUAGGGAGGCUUCUUUCACUUAGUGUUACAUUUUCAUCAGGCAUUUUAUCCAUCAAUGCAAGGAGAAAGACUGGGACUGAAGAAAUGCACAAGGCUGUUUACAAAUGAAGCAGACAGGAAAAGAGGGUGUCACCCAAACUUAUGGUGCUGGACGAGUGGGGUACCACCAUGCUGAGCAAUGCUGGUUAUUCUCAUUUGCAUUCACUUUAUUUCAUUUGUUUUCCUAGCAUACUGGAGAAAAUAGAGGAGUUUAUUGUCUCCUUUAAUACAAAGACUAUCGGCUACUGGAUUGCCUCUUCCUCUGAUACCCAACUAAGUACUGUUGGUAGCACCGGCUUCCUGAAUUUCUGUGUGUCUCCAUUUCACAGUGACUUUCCUGAACAUUUAAAAAAAUGUCUUGUCCAGCAGCGAUGUCUGGACAGUGAGAAACAUAAAUCUCAUCCCAUCUCUCUACGAUCAUGCACUUGUUUGCUCAGUAAUGUUCCUGUGAACCCAUCAUCCAUGUAGGUCUACCCCUUGGCUAGUGAAGGGGUUCAAAUCCUUGCAUAAAGCUUCAUAAAAAAAGAAAAAUUCAUAAAUAUAUGUUGAAAUAUUCUAGAGUCUCUAAAGACCACACAAAACAUGCUUUACUGUGUUCUGUAUAGCCAAUAAGCAAUUCAAUGUAGCUCCACAUAAGGAAUGGAUGAGACCGUAUUCUCAGGACAUAAUGCAAUUCAGCUAUAUAGCUUUUAGGCUUGAUUAAUCUUCAUUUUUUGCUUGUUUUCUACACAUACAAUGUUGUUUAUCUGGACUUAGUUCAAUCGUGCACUCCAUUAAUAGGGCACGAGGUCAGAUAGGAUCUUCCCCUAUAUUUGUUAAUAAGAUAGACAACCUUCUUUAAAUAUAUAUAAAUGUACCUAUUUAUUUAGAAGUCCCACUGGUUGCUUUGUUUACUGCACUCUGCUGAAAUUACCCCUUUCCCCUUCAAUCCAGGUCCUUAGCUGUCCUGAUGUAAGUGCAAUAUGUUUUAUAUUUUUUUGUUGUUGCUGUUUUGCUUAUCUAUUGAAUAAGUUAACAUUUUUUCUAGAAAAACAACUGAUUAAAUUCUGUAUUACUUUUAUUGUAGAAGUCGCUUGAGUUACAGUUAAUGUAAGAAUGUCCUUAGCUAACGUACACAAAUUAUUAUGUUAUGUGUUUCCCUGGCAGCAGGCAGCCAGGUUAAUGGAUGUAUAUAUGAUUCUUAAGAAAAUAUUAUGGGGAAAAAAAAGAUAAAAACAGGCAAGGUUUUGUGGGUGUACCAUGAUAUGUGGCUGUACCUACAGUAUGUAAAUAUGUGAACCUUAAAGCUAUUAAAUGGCAUGUGUUGUUAUAAAUAGGGGCGGAGAGGGUAAGGUCCUCUGCCUUGGACAUACACUGCUUGUAAGAAGUUUUAUGAAAUUUAUUUUAUCAUUUUCACUGUUUACAAAUCAAAUGCAUCUCUUUAGAUAACAAGCGCUAAAAGAAGAGAUUUAAAAAAGCCAGUGUCACUGCAAAAGUCAAAUAAAAACUCGCUGGUAAAAUUAUACAAUAUUGCCCUUUUGUGUGUGUCUGUGUGUGUUUGUAGUCGGCGGGUUGAAAAUAAUCGCCACAGGAUACGAAAAUAUUUUGGGGGUUUUUAUAUCUGUUGGCUGUUUAUUAAAAAAGAAAACAAAAAACAGCUGUCAAUGGGGCCUGUUUAAUAUAAAAAAGGAAAAAAAUAUGGUAAUGAAAUAUGGUGGAGGCUAAUGUGAAAAGAAAAUACAUGCUUCAGCAUACAUCACCUUAAUACAUU